AUGAUGCUUGUCGAUAUGCAUUCUGCAUCCUUGUCUUCACCAGCUCAUUCAUUAACAACUACAACAGAAUCGAAUAAUCCAUCCAACUCGUCACCGAAAUCAGGCUUCUCUCCAGAAGUAACUACAUCACUUCGCGGAGUUGUCUCGAGUUCGGGGACAACUCCAUCUCAGUCAUCUCCACUACUGUCAGCUCUACUCUUACCAGGCCUCAAUAAUAAUAAUAAUCAUAGCCAAGAAACUCUCCUGAGUAGAACAUCCUCGUUGAAUCAAACAAACUUUAUUAAAACAGAACCUGAAAUGAUGAAUCCUUUAAUUGGCAUUUCAACAACACCGUCGACAGUUGUCGAUACAGGCUAUAAUGAGAAUCUUAGCAAUGAUAAUCGUGAGGCUGGUGGUGAUAGUGUUGAGGAUGCUGAUGCUGGUGGUGACAGAAGUCCUGUGAAUAAUAAUAAUAAUCAAACGCCUCAUUCUUCUCCAGUGUUCACUAACACGUCUAUUAUCGCUACAACAACGACAAGUCCAGUAUCAUCGAUUAUUGCUGCCACCACUGGGAAUAUGAAUGAUGAAUUACAGUCAUUGACUCCAGGGACUAGUGCUACAACUAUAGCGACAAUAACUUCGACAGAUAUUACCGGUGAAUUAGACAAUCAGUUAAUGAGUAUUGACAAUGAUUUAGAGUCAACAAAAGUGGAUAGUGAAAUGAUGAUGAUAAUGAGCCCAACAGGAUCGGAUAAACAAUGCCUCAACAAGUCAAUAAAUCUCAAUGAACAUAAUCCACCGUCUACUGAAGAGUCAUCCGCAUUACAAAUGUCUCAAAUGCCUCCAGAUCCUGUUUACACUUCAUUCGAUAAUAAUAAUAAUACAAUUGAAACAAGCGAAGAUGUAAUUUCUGGAGAUAAUAAUAUAAUGAGUGCAGUGAACAAUACUUCUGCUACUACAACUACCACUAUCACCACUGUUCAUGUAAAUGAGAGUGAGAGUGGUGUUACUACUGGUGGUGUUGGUGAUGAUGACCUUGAAGCCGGUGACAGUGGUGUAGACAACAACAGUAGCAAUAGUACUAGUACUAGUAGUAGUAAUAGUAACAAUGUUAUAACAUCACCAUCUAAUUCUAAUUCAAGAAAAUGGCCAUCUAUUCGUCUUGUGCCUAAUUUAUUGCGUCAUCCUACAAAGUAUACUACAAUUUGA
Trichobilharzia szidati is the source of this 1188-nucleotide messenger RNA. Lineage: Eukaryota; Metazoa; Platyhelminthes; Trematoda; Strigeidida; Schistosomatidae. The record is from the annotation of a GenBank genome assembly.